AAAGCGGAACCAAACAGCGGAACCCGGACGCUUUACAUGUCAACACCUACUGUUGUGUUUUCCUGCUUUUCAAACCAGGAAGAUGGAUCUGCUGUCGAACAAAUGGAUGAUUAAUUUGAUAGUUUGUUGGUUUUUCAUUGGUGUCGGCUGCAAUUCAGUGGAAAAGAAGAUUUAUGUGCAUCUCAAUUACACUGUCCCAUGUGUGCGACUGCUCAAUGCAACACAUCAGAUAGGAUGCCAGUCUUCUUUGUCAGGUAACGUGGGUGUACUCCAUGUGCUCGAGUCCGAGGAAAACGUGGAGUGGGUCCUGAGCACUGGUCGCAACCCUCCUUAUCUGGUUAUCUUGGAGUAUCCGCUCUUCACCAGGUCUGUCAUGAUGAAGCUGAAAAGCGGCUCCAGCAGGGUGGCCGGUGUUGCUGUGAUUGCACCAAACACAAACCCGGCACAGGGCUUCUCCCCACACACGAGCUGCCCAAACGAGAACUCAGGUGUGUAUUCAGAGAGCUAUGACCCAGCCCUGGCUCACUGUAACAUGACAGUGUGGAACCCCCUGGGGAACGGACUAGCCUACGAGGAGUUUGACUUCCCCAUGUUUUCCAUGAAAGACGACAAUGACACUCAGGUCAUCCGGCAGUGUUACAUGGAUCACAACCGAGCAGUGAACGGCAGCGUCCCGCAGUACCCGCUGUGCGCUAUGCAGCUCUACUCCCACAUGUCCGCUGUCACCGACACGGCCACCUGCAUGAGGAGGAAUGACAUCAACUUCAGCAUCAGCCCAGAGAUGGUUUGUGACCCGUUGGGCGACUAUAAUGUUUGGGCCUCCACCCGGCCUCUCAACAACACAGUCAAGGGACACAAGACGGGGGAGAGUGUGGUCAUAGCAGCAGCCAGGUUGGACAGCAGGUCCUUUUUCUUCGACAUUGCUCCGGGAGCAGAGAGUGGCGUCUCUGGGUUUGUCACUCUGCUCGCAGCCGCUCAUGCUCUGAGGAAUGCCACGCAGGAGGCCCCGCCUAACCGCAACAUCCUCUACGCCUUCUUCCAGGGGGAAACCUUUGAUUACAUCGGCAGUUCCAGGAUGGUGUACGAUAUGCAGAACAAUCAGUUCACGGUGGACCUGGAUAACGUUCACUCAGUGCUGGAGAUUGGACAGGUUGGUCUACGCGCUGACCAAAAGCUGUGGCUUCACUCUGAUCCUGUGUCCAGGAAGAACAGCAGCGUCAACGAAGAGGUGCGUAAGCUCAUCGGUAACCUGCAGUCGGCCUCUGCAGGCUCAGGCGUCUCAGUUGAACAGCCGAGUGUCUCGCAGCCGCUCCCGCCCUCAUCCUUCCAGCGUUUCCUGCGAGCUCGGCAGAUCCCUGGGGUUGUUCUGGAGGAUCACCAGACUGCUUUCACCAGCAGGUUCUAUGAGAGCAUGUAUGACAACGCAGAAUACCUGAACAUCUCGUACCCACCAAACAUGACGCCGGAGGAGCAGCUGGAGUUUGUCACCGACACGGCAAAUGCUCUGACUAAGGUGGCCACCACGGUCGCUCGAGCUCUCUACAUGCAGGCCGGAGGAGCAGAGCCCCAGCUGAGCAGCAUAAAGGCCGACCCUCAGAUUGUGACUGGACUGCUUUAUGGUUUUCUUGUUCGGUCAAACAACUCCUGGUUCCAACAGCUUCUGCCCUCGGAUCUUAUCAGCCACCUGGCUGACCGGCCCACAAACUUCUAUGUGGGCGUGGCCCAGCAGUCCAGUGAACCGACCCUCCUGGUCCAGUACCUGCUGGCUAACCUGACAGGAAGCACUCCCAACAUCACGCAGGACGACUGCCAGAACCAGAGAGAAGACGAGAAGGACACGGAGAGCAAACAUAUGUACACCUACAUGUGGGUUCAGGGCGCCGCGCCGCCCAACAGCACAAAGAGGGAAGGUUUCUGCAUCCGCUCCACGGUCCGCCUCUCCAAAGCUCUGUCUCCGGCCUUCGACCUGAAGGAGUACACCUCCAAAGAUUACUCCACGUGGACAGAGUCCAGGUGGAAGACCAUCAAAGGGCGCAUAUUCCUGGUGGCUAGUCAUGAGCUGGAGAUGGUGACGCUGGGCGUGGGUUUCGGCGUGUUGAUAUCGUCCCUGCUCCUCACGUACAUCAUCAGCUCAAAGGCCGACAUGCUCUUCAGCUCGGGGAGGGAACCAGCAAACGCCACCUACUGAUCCACACGGAGGAAACGCAGUCCCACGACCACUAAUACUACUACAACGACCACAACUACUACUUCUAUCCCAGACAGACACGGACCGCCCCCCUUUUCUUUAACACACAACACACGUAGGUACACACAUAGGUGACACACAGCAGCAGCUCAGAGGGGCUUAUAUUUUAAAGACGACGACCAUGACGACUUCAUGUUUGUGGACUCACUCAGGUGAGACGUGGCAUGAGGACUGGACCGGACUGGAUUGGCCUGGAUGGAUCUGGACUCAUCAAGGGUCGUAAACACACUGGUCAGGCACCAGCAGGCCCUGCCAGUGGGAAAAAAAGAUGUUAAUAAUUCUUUUAAGUUCUUUUUUUUUCCCUUUUUAUUGUCAAAGAAUGUUUUGUUUACUGUGUCAUGGGAUAGGCACCAAACACGGAGCAUUAUUUGAGCGUGUGAUUGUGAAUAUGUAAAUUUGAACGAGUGUUUGAGCGUGUGAUUCUGUGUGCACGAUGGAUACGAGCGCGUGUGUGUGUGUAUGUGUGUGUGAGGAUUGCAAUGGUAUGUGCAAUACUGUCUUCUCUGUCAGUGUAGUUAACUUAUCAAUCAGUUCUAAUGAUAAGAACCACUUUUUUGAGUCAGUGAACAAGUAGUAACAUUUAAAUUUUAAGGUUUUGCAAAAUCCAUAAAUGUGCGGUGAAGUAUUUUGAGAAGUCGUAGGUCCCGAGAAGAUGACAACAACCGAAAUAUUUAUAUUGUUCAGUCCCAGCACACAUAAUACAGAACAACUGCAGCUGUGUGUAGUUGUGAUUUCACAUAUUGUGAUGUUGAAGUGGUGAAGGAGUCCUCAAAGAGUCUGAUGCAGCUGACUAACACUUCAUAUCGAUCAGCUGCCAAAAGAACCAGUCAGACGAUCUGGUGCGCUGGUACUCAGGCUGUGCACUCUCUUUGGUUCGUACCUUUCUGACAAGGUUUCUUUUAACAAUAACUUCUGAAAGUUGUGACAACGCAUUAAGAUGAUUUUCAUGUUUUUUGUUGACGAGUGUUCAUUUAACGGCUGGAAUCAAUGACCAAUUGUGAUGCCUUGAUGAGGAAAUAAACAUGGCUUCUUUUCCAG
This is a messenger RNA of Notolabrus celidotus (New Zealand spotty), 3286 nucleotides long. It is a transcript of the gene ncstn, whose product is annotated as nicastrin. Gene Ontology annotation, biological process: Notch receptor processing; protein processing. The record is from RefSeq and is a predicted model, not a curated record. The transcript has 17 exons. The coding region runs from base 83 to 2188 and encodes 701 amino acids. Gene Ontology annotation, cellular component: membrane. Lineage: Eukaryota; Metazoa; Chordata; Actinopteri; Labriformes; Labridae.